Molecule: messenger RNA, 1782 nt
Organism: Colletotrichum spaethianum
Lineage: Eukaryota; Fungi; Ascomycota; Sordariomycetes; Glomerellales; Glomerellaceae
Product: tRNA (adenine(58)-N(1))-methyltransferase catalytic subunit trm61
Exons: 2
Coding region: 1-1782 (593 amino acids)
Biological process (GO): proteolysis
Molecular function (GO): tripeptidyl-peptidase activity; serine-type endopeptidase activity
Source: RefSeq, a predicted model, not a curated record
AUGGCUCUCAAGGCUCUCGUCGCCCUUGCGGCUGUCUUACCCGUCAUCGACGCCCGCCUCAUGUCCAGGGCGGCGAACCUCGCCCAAGGCGUUCGGAUGAUGAACAUGGCUGCUGACGGCCAGCAGAUCAGCCUUCAGAUCGGCAUCAAGAUGCAAAACAUUGAAAAGCUGGAACCGAUGCUUCGGGACGUCUCGGACCCGGACAGCCCCAACUAUGGAAAGUACCUGACGGCGGCCCAAGUCAACGACAUGUUCAAGCCGGCCCAAGCCUCAGUCGCCGCCAUCCAGACCUGGCUGGCCAAGGAGAACGUCAGCGACGUCUCAUACACGGACGGCGGUCGCUUCGUCAACUUCGCGACCGAUGUCUCCACAGCCAACAGAAUGCUCGGCGCGAGCUUCGCCUACUACGACGUCCAGGGCACUAUGAAGCUGCGCACGAAGGAGUAUUCAGUCCCGGACGCCAUGGCUGAGCACAUCGAGCUCCACAAAGGCGGACCCGGCCUUCACCAACGCCGAGCUGCCGCCAAUGCCCGCACCGCUCGCCCGCAGACAGGCCCCGGGCCCGGCUCCACAACCAAUUGCUCCAAGGUCUUCACGCCGGCGUGCUUCGAGCUGGCCUACAACUACGGCGCCUACCAGGCUGAUCCUGCGGCGGGCAGCCGCGUUGGCUUCGCCAGCUUCCUCAACGAGUCUGCUCGCCAGGAUGAUCUUACGACCUUCCUGAACAGGUUCCAACUGCCGGCCCAGAAGUUCACUAGCAUCCUCGUCAACGGCGGACAGGACCACCAAGAUCCCGCCGGCUCCAUCGGCGAGGCGAACCUCGACGCCCAGAUCAUAGCCGCCACGGUCAAGACACUCCCGAUUACGCAGUACAUCACUGGCGGCAACGGGCCCCUGACUCCCAACCUGCGGACCCCGACUCAGGCGGAGAACCAGAACGAGCCGUUCCUCGACUUCUACCAGUUUAUGAUGACGCAGGAGAAUGCCCAGAUCCCGCAGGUUCUCUCCGUGUCGUACGGUGACGACGAGCAAACCGUGCCCAUCGAGUAUGCCACGCGUGUAUGCAACCUCAUCGGCAUGAUGGGCCUGCGCGGCGUCACCGUACUCGAGUCCAGUGGUGACACGGGUGUCGGCGCGCCGUGCCGCGCCAACGAUGGCAGCAACGCUCCCCAAUUUACGCCGCAGUUCCCCGCCACAUGCCCGUACAUUACCGCCGUGGGCGGCACACAAGCGUUCGGCCCCGAGACCACCUGGGUCGCUUCCGGCAGUGGUUUCAGCAACUACUUCAAGCAGGCGUGGUACCAGGAAGGCGCCGUGAGCCAGUACCUGGAGACCGGCAUCACGUCUGAGACGAAGGCUUAUUACAAGCCGUUUACCAACUUUAGUGGCCGAGGGUUUCCUGAUAUCUCGGCACACUCUGCCAGCCCUCCGUUCGCCAUCGUCAACGCCAACAAGCUCGUUGGUAGUGGAGGCACCUCGGCUUCCUCCCCAUUGGUUGCGGGAUUGGUUGGCCUUCUCAACGAUGCCAGAAUUCGCGUGGGCCAGCCGACCAUGGGUUUCAUGAACCCGUGGCUUUACAAGAGAGGCUUCAAGGGACUGACGGAUGUCAACACUGGCAUCGCUCAAGGAUGUGGCGGUGUUGAUUUGCAGUCGGGUAAGCCCUUGCAAGGUGCUGGGGUUAUUCCCUUCGCAUCAUGGAACGGCACUCAAGGAUGGGACCCUGUGACAGGGCUGGGUCUUCCCAACUUUGAGCAGAUGAAGGCAAUUGCUGUGAUGAAAUAG